Gastrolobium bilobum is the source of this 653-nucleotide messenger RNA. Its product is annotated as U-box domain-containing protein 54-like. Bases 30 to 611 code for a protein of 193 amino acids. NCBI's taxonomy places the organism in Eukaryota, Viridiplantae, Streptophyta, Magnoliopsida, Fabales, Fabaceae. The record is from RefSeq and is a predicted model, not a curated record. The transcript has 4 exons.
AUGUAGCAGUCGGUAAGAGCGAGACAAGCAUGAAAGCUCUGUCAUGGACACUCAUGAACUUGGCUACUCUCUCCACCACACUUUAUCUCAUUCAUGUAUUCCCAGAGAUCAACCACAUACCAAAUCCAUUGGGAAUAGGAAUGGUUCCAAGGAAUCAAGUGAGUGCUGAGCAAGUGGAGAGUUUUAUGGCCCAAGAAAGAGGCAAGAGGAGAGAACUCCUCCACAAGUUCCUCCAAUCAUGCUCUAAUUCCAAGGUUAAGGUAGACACCAUCCUGAUUGAGAGUGACUUAGUUGCAAAGGCUAUCCUCGACCUAAUUCCAAUUCUUCAGAUAAGAAAUUUAGUGAUCGGAGCCAACAAAUUCCAUCUAAGAAAAUCAAGAUCAAGGAAAGGGAAUGGCGUAGCCCAUCAGAUAUUGCACAAUGCACCACAAAGUUGCAAGGUGAGAAUUAUAUGUGAAGGAAAGGAAGUAAAUGAGGAGAUGAUGUCACCUCCUCCACAGACGCUUACAGCUCGAACCUCUGCUAAUGACACUUCCAUGACCAGAAUUAAUGAAGAAGAUCAACAACAUGAUUCGGUUUCAUGUAUUUGUUUCAAACCAAAGUUUAGAUGAUUACUGUGUGUAACUGAAUUGCAGCAACUUAAGCGGAUACGU